CAACCCUCCGUUUUCUCUUCACUCUCCUGUAUCAGAGUGUGAGUGUAUGUUGGAGUACAGAAAAUAGUAAUAGUGAGGUUAGAUAGUUUGAUCAAAACUGUCCUUCGGGAUUUUGUAACGAUUACAUCGACGAUGGUGGAUAUCACACUUAUCCAAUAUCCAUAUUUAAAACGAUAUGAAUGACGUACUGAUAUAAAUUUAAAGGUGACAGAGAAGAUAUUCUCUACUUCAUUUUAUCACUGGACAAAUUAGUGUGACUUAAAAAAGAAUCAUGCUGAUAAUAAAGUUAUAAAUUAUUAAAUCAUUUUUUAAAUCACCAAAAAAUCAUGGCAAACGAUAUCAUGGAUUAUGUUGUAAAUAUUUUAGAAAAAGACACAAGAGGUUUUGAAAUAAUUACUUAUGGAGUAACUAGUAUAGGAUUGUUGACAGCUUUAUAUAAAAUAAGACCUUUUGCAAAAUUUUCAAAUCCCCAAAAAGUGCCAUCUCACUUCAUCAAAAAACUCACUAAACUAACUGGCACUGUAGCGAGAAUCGAACCUGGAACUCCAGCUCUUUUAAUGGUAGAUCAUAAGCCUUUAAUACCCAUCCCGAGAUUUGGUCAGGAAAAACACUUACCUGUUAAAAUAGUUGGUGUUAAUGUUACAGGCAAUGGAAUCAGCUGGCUAUCAACAAUUGUUCAGGGAAAUAUAAUUGAAUUUGUGCCAAUCCAAAAAACUACCAAGUACUUAGAGUGCUCAGUGAUAAUGCCUCAAAAAAAUAAAGAUCCAUUAAAAAUAGGAGAAGAACUGGUUAAAUUAGGUUUUGGUAUUGUAGGAGAAAUUCCAAUAUCAGAUCCAAAUAACAAAGUCAUUACUUCUUACAAAAAAUCGUUAAUCGAUGCACAAAAAUGGGCGAAAUUUAAAAGAAAUGGCCACUGGCACUUUGAAAUACCUCCAUCUUUUUGGUGGCGUAUAAAAAAUACCAUGAGUGAAAAGCUGACGUUCAACUUUCAACGCUAAACUUAAUAUAAUAAUAAUAAUUUUUACCGCUCAUUAACUUGAAAUGGAGUUUUUAAUCAUUCUCAAGAGCCAUUUUUAAAUACUGUUAUUCUAGUGGAUAAGGAUUUGGUCCGCCUGGAGCUAAGGACAAUACCAGAAAUAUGUGAAAACAUUUUAUUUUUUUAGUAAUUUCUAAACAUAGUAGUAAUUAAGAUAGAAAAGUCUGAAUGGAAGAGUUUAAAUAAACUUUUUAAACGAAAAUAA
Chelonus insularis is the source of this 1241-nucleotide messenger RNA. RefSeq lists its product as uncharacterized. Lineage: Eukaryota; Metazoa; Arthropoda; Insecta; Hymenoptera; Braconidae. The transcript has 4 exons. The coding region runs from base 327 to 998 and encodes 223 amino acids. The record is from RefSeq and is a predicted model, not a curated record.